AUGGCAAUUGAAGCCAGAGCAAAGAUGGAUGAUUUCACACGUCCCGAGUUUGCAUUAUGGCAAGGCACCCAAAGGCUGGUGGUGGCAUUUGCCACCACUCCACCCAUUCCGAGGAAGAGAGGAGUGAAGUUGGUGGGAGUAGCCUCGAGUCCUGAACUUUCUGAAAAAGUCGCACCACCAAAAUUAGUUUAUAAAGCCAGUUUUUCUGUUUCAUUAAUGAUCACAUCUUAUCUUCGAAUUGACCAAAAGGUUUUACACCUGACUAUUGCUUGCAAUACUAGUAGCCAGAAUUUGUUAUGUGAUGGGCUACCCGACAAAGGCAGUGGCAUCCCAUAUUUUUAUCUAACUACCCUGGAUCCAACUGCACGUUAUGCAUUGAAAGACCAGAGAUCAUCAUUCACAGUCAGUGAGUACCCUAUUGGGACUUGUGGCAAGACGGACCCUGAGAACCCCACUUGUUCAAAAAUUACACUCACAGGAAAGUUGAAGUUAGGAAACCCUGAUGAAGCUGAAUAUGCUCAGACUGCCUUGUUCACGAAGCAUCCUGAGAUGAAAGACUGGCCUAAGGAUCACAACUUCCAGAUCUUCAAAUUGGAAGUGGAGAACAUUUUUAUGAUUAAUUGGUUUGGUGGUCCUAAACCCCUCACGGUGGAUGAGUACCUGCAUACCAAAAUGACAUUCGUUAUGUGAAAUCUAUUCUAAUCUCCAGUUGUCUGAGCUGUGUGUGUUGCUGGACAUGAAGGGGUUUAGUGAAUAAAGGAACCAUUUGUAAACAACAUGUAUCAUAUUUGUGUAUAUAUAUUAAUACACAUUAUGUAAGCAAUAUGCUUCAGCUAAUUGCUGGGGAAAGAUAAUCACAAACAAUUACAUUGUUAACGAGUCCAUGCGUUUGUGAUUCUUCAUUAUUUUCAUCAAUGUAUAUUUGGAAUAUGUAUAAGAUCUUUCACUUUGCUGCCCUCAAAGUCCAAGAGGACAAUAAUUUUUGGGGAAAUUGUUUAACCAUUUUUCCAUGGG
Messenger RNA from Ilex paraguariensis (yerba mate), 1014 nucleotides. Lineage: Eukaryota; Viridiplantae; Streptophyta; Magnoliopsida; Aquifoliales; Aquifoliaceae. The record is from the annotation of a GenBank genome assembly.